Molecule: messenger RNA, 549 nt
Organism: Puccinia graminis f. sp. tritici CRL 75-36-700-3
Lineage: Eukaryota; Fungi; Basidiomycota; Pucciniomycetes; Pucciniales; Pucciniaceae
Exons: 1
Coding region: 1-549 (182 amino acids)
Source: RefSeq, a predicted model, not a curated record
AUGGCUCGGCUCCUUACGAUUCCGAUCAGGCCAUACAACUACAUGAGCGGAGCGGGGGGAUCUAUGAAUGCGACCCAGGUGGUCGAGACGGGGACGCCGGCGGCGAUCUAUCUGACGGCCGAUCCGCAAUCGCUGGACCGAGUGAGCGACCAAGACCUGAGGCUGCUUGGCCAACAGAUCGCAGGCUACCAGCUCGUCCCAAAGACCACCAGCACGACUCCAUCACCUCCUCCACCAUGCGACAGGUCACAGGGCAGUCUGCGGCCGAUCAACUUGCUUCAGACUGGCGACGUUCAGACCAACGACGGCCCCGUUGCCGGCGGCUCCUCCUCCUCCUCCAGCCACUCCCAGCCGACUUGCUCCAGACUGACGACGGGCUCCUCCUCCUCCUCCAGCCACUCCCAGCCUGCCCAGCAAAGGCUACAUCGUCCCCGGCCAAGACCCCUCAACGGACGACAAGUUCUACGUCUCCUCCUCCGCAGCUCCGUCCCGUCCCUCAGCCCCCAAAACUCCGCCCUUACUGAUCUAGUCUCCUCACCUCACUCUUAG